Messenger RNA from Metarhizium acridum CQMa 102, 1374 nucleotides. NCBI's taxonomy places the organism in Eukaryota, Fungi, Ascomycota, Sordariomycetes, Hypocreales, Clavicipitaceae. The record is from RefSeq and is a predicted model, not a curated record.
AUGAGUCAGUUCCAAGAUGGAACGAAUCCAUCCGGUCACGGCCGGGAUGAUCCAUUCUGGGCCCCUGGAACCGUCAAUCUUAACGAAUUGAACGAGUCUGGCACGGGGGUUAUUCUUCAUCCAAUCCCAACCUCUGAUCCGAAUGAUCCUCUGAAUUGGUCUACGUGGCGGAAGGCGGUCAAUUUUACCAUCGUAUCCUUCUAUGUCCUCAUGACUUUUGUUCUGCUCGACAUCUCAUUCACGGCGUGGGGGGCAUAUGAAGAAGAGCUAGGCUUCUCCAUCGGCGUGUUGAAUGCUGGUGCAGCCUUCAACUAUUCUGGCUUGGCUGUCGGGUGUUUCAUCUUCGUUCCUCUAGUACAGAAGUAUGGACGGCGCCCGUUUUAUAUUCUCAGCACCUCAGUCCAAGUCGCGGCCAGUAUCUGGGCCGCCCGGACGCAAACCAAGGCAGAUUUUUGGAUCAGCAACUUAUUUGCCGGGCUCGGGGGCGCUAUCAGUGAGUCCAUUGUGCAAAUUACUAUUGCCGACCUUUUCUUCGUCCACCACCACGCCGUCAUGAACGGCUGCUAUCUUUUUACCGUUGCCACUGGGGCAUUCCUCGGCCCAGUGGCCGCAGGAUACGUGGUUCAAAGUCAGGGUUGGAGAUGGAUAUGGUGGUGGUGUACGAUUCUGCUCGGCGUAGGCCUGGUGUUCAUCCUCUUCUUCUUCGAGGAGUCCAAGUACUUACCCGCCAUAGAGGGACACGCUGAGUCCCCAAACCCUGCCACUCUUGAAAAACAGCCCGGGCAGUAUGGACCAGAGAUCACGCCACAGGAGGUGCUGUCCUCUCCUCAAAAGGAUAUCGGCAAGCCAGUGGAGCGGACAAAAUCAAACGUCGUCCUGGAUGCCGCAAUCCCCAUGAAGCCCAUAAGUAAACGCCUGGCGCUACUUACCAAAACAGAGGGCUCAAUCUAUGGCGAUAUAUUACAGCCCUUCAGGCUACUGUUUACCUUUCCCGCUAUAGCUUACACGGCUCUAACAUAUGCUGCAACCCUUGCCAUGUUUGCUAUUGUUACGUCUGUCCAGGCAACAUAUCUGCUGGAGCCGCCAUACAACUUCACCUCCUCGGGCAUAGGUCUUAUGAGCGUUGCGCCGUUUAUAGGAACCUUUCCUGGCAUUUUUGUUGGCGGAUAUCUGAACGACAAGUCGAUUGUAUGGCUGUCCAAGAGGAAUCAUGGGGUUUACGAGCCGGAAAUGCGGCUGUGGCUGGCGUUGCCCUCGGCUAUCCUCAUGCCUUCUAGUCUUCUCAUGGUUGGAUUGGGCAUAGCAUAUGUAAGCGACCCAAAAGAAGAGAGAGCAGAAAACGGAAACGUUGAGCUGUGCAGGCAAAAACUCUAA